Messenger RNA from Alternaria novae-zelandiae, 1812 nucleotides. RefSeq lists its product as uncharacterized. Bases 1 to 1812 code for a protein of 603 amino acids. Lineage: Eukaryota; Fungi; Ascomycota; Dothideomycetes; Pleosporales; Pleosporaceae. The record is from RefSeq and is a predicted model, not a curated record. The transcript is spliced from 4 exons.
AUGUCUCCCGAACAAACCGCCGCAUACCUCGCCCGCUUCCGCGACCGCAUCGCCACCAUCCGCCAAAACGUAACUGUCGUCUCCCUCAAAGGCAAGUUCACAAACCCCAUCCGCCGCAGAGAUAGUGUAGGUCGCCAGGGAGAGAAUGCUCGUACGGCACUUUCUGCGUCGCUGGGGCUUUAUUAUACUGGCGUGGACAAGUCAGAAGAGGACUUACGGGAUCUGAGUCCUGUGGGGUGGGAGGGGGGAGAUGGGGAUGGGGAUGGGGAUGGUAGUGGUGAGGACGAGGAUGGGGAUGGAAGAUCUGAUAGCAUGGAACCCCUCCGCCACCGAGAUCGCGACUCAAGCAGCAGGGAGGACAUCACCAACGCGUCGUGGGACGCGCAAUGGGAGUUAGAUAUGGACCGGGAAGAAGAGCGGUUGAUGCGUUCGGAGCACCGGAUUGCGGAAGAGAGAGUUGGGAGAAAGAAGGGCCGCGAGUUGCAGAGUAUGCUAAGGGGUCUGGGGGCUGAGGAGUGGAAUGGGGGAGGGGCAGAUGAAGAAGCGCAGAACGAGGAAGCGCAAGACGAGGAAGCGCAGAACGAAGAAGCGCAAGACGAGGAAGCGCAGAACGAAGAAGCGCAAGACGAAGAAGCACCCCACACUGCUACCCAAGACGCCGAAAGCGAAGACGAAGAACCACCCUAUCCCGCCAGCCAAGGAAACGAAUCCUCCAUCUCCCUCCCCUCAAACCCCUACCCCGAAGACGACUUCCUCCUCCCUCUAACCCGGCAACCCGCGCGAACCACACCUCCCCCGCCCUUCCCCUCCCCUCCCAACCUAAUCAUACACCCAAACUCCUCACCGGGACUAUCGAUUCCAUCACCCGGACUAUCGAUACCAUCGAACCCUUACCCAGAAGACGCACCGUCCUCACCAACCUCCUUCUCCCAGCCCCCUCAACCUCAACCACAAGCACCACCACCACCCCGACCCACACAAUCCCCCUCCCCAUACUACCGCGCCUAUGAUGCAGAGAGGGUGUUUGGGUCUGUAGGGGAGAGUUAUGAGGGUGGUGGAGGUGAGGGCGGAGAACGGGAGGAUGAGGUUAGGCGGCGGUAUUUGAACGCUUUGAGUGGUGAAGAGAGAAGGAUGGCGGAGCAGGAAGAAGACGAGGAGUUCGCCAUGAGGACUUCCUCUGGGGAAACCAACGCAGGGAGGAAGAACAUGAUGAACCGGCUCCUAAGCACCUUUGCAUGUCGACCCGGAACCGUCACACCACUACACACCACCACCAUCCCCAUACCAAACGACACAAACACACCCACCACCCCCGCCGUACCCACAACCCCAAAGAAAUACACCAUAGCCUACCUCUCCCACAAGAUACAUCGAACCCAAAAAAGAGAAGAAGAAGCAAAACUCCGAGAACGCCUCAUGGCCCUCCGCCUAGCCGAACCAUCUGCGCCGCAAACCCACCACAUCGAAGACACCAAAGACAUCAGCAACUUCACAGAAAUCCCCGUUCUCGUCCCCAAACCCAAAGCGAAGAGGCGAAAAGACAGCACGCAACCCAACCCACCUUCUCUUGUCCCAAACCUAGAAAGCCGGACGCAGAGUGUUAUUGGUCCGCCGGUUGGGCUUUCGCAGAUGAUUCAGAGGGCGCCGGGGAGUGUUAGGGUGAAGUUGAAGAGGUUGAAGGAGUUGAGGAGAGUGGGCAGAGAGGACCAAGACAAGAGCACUCAGGUUCAAGUCUCAGCGACCGAUUGCGGCAAACGCAACUUGAAGAUUUACCUCUGCAACAGGAUGCAGCAAGGGAGAUACGGGAUUUGA